Messenger RNA from Besnoitia besnoiti, 1842 nucleotides. RefSeq names its product phospholipase, patatin family protein. The record is from RefSeq and is a predicted model, not a curated record. The coding region runs from base 1 to 1842 and encodes 613 amino acids. Lineage: Eukaryota; Apicomplexa; Conoidasida; Eucoccidiorida; Sarcocystidae. The transcript has 6 exons. Gene Ontology annotation, biological process: lipid metabolic process.
AUGGACAGAGUGUGGAAGGGACGCUCCCGACGGCCACCUUUUUUCGAGAAGAGCUCUCACGAAACACGCCUUCAAGCUUCUUUCCUCGGUCCCAAGCGUCUCAAACUUCGACAUGCUGCACAGAUCGACAAGGCUCUCCGCCGGGGAGUACCGCUGCGGUUACUGGACGUCAGUGGGGAUCUUCGACCUCCGGUGUAUGAGUUUAACCCCAUGCUCGUGUUGCAGUUCGCGAACUUGAUUGAAAGCGUCAUCUCUUCUCCGGCGACGGCUCCUUCUCGCGAGGCCCGUGUUGGUUUCUUGAAUUUUCUAUCAAAAGCAAGCGGAAACGACAGUGGCGCGGAGAUCUUGAAGACAGCACAAAAGUACAAAGACCUAACAGAGUUCUUGUUAGAAGCUGUCCAUCCGGUGCUGCUGACUAUGUAUAGAAGAAAACUAAAUCGCACGCCAGCAGGCUCGCAUAACGAUCGUGAGCACCGUCUGGCUCUCGCCAUAGAAGGAGGUGCCAUGAGAGGAUGUGUCAGCGCGGGCAUGGCGGUGGCAUUGCAUCACAUGGGAUAUUCAGAUGCGUUUGACGCCGUCUUCGGGUCCUCUGCUGGAAGCCUCGUAGGUGCCUAUUUCGUCUCACGGCAGUUGCCGUACGAGGGCACGCAGAUUUACUACGAUUGGCUGCCUUUCAUGGGCAAGAAGUUUCUAGAUAUCAAAAGAAUAGGGCGAGGUCUUGGUCUUGGUUUCCUUCUUGAUGGUGAUAUCGUCGAUUUUCUCCUCAACAAGCUCGGCAAACCUCUUCUCAACCUCGAUAUCCUUCUCAAGGACAUAGUGCAAAACAAGCAACCUUUAGACUGGGAUCGGUUUAGGGUGAAUGAUUCCAGGCAGCCGCUGAAGGUCGUCACCUCAGGAUUGUGGAGCCAACGAGCUAUAGUCCUUGACAGUCAACAUGGAAAUAUUCGCGAUCUGCCGUCUUUGAUGGCAUGUAUGCGUGCUUCCAUGCUGCUGCCUGGACUAGCUGGCCCGGUUGUGCAUUUGCCUGUUUACUCGGAGUCAACAAACCUAACACCUCAUUAUCUUCCACUUAUUGCGCCAUCGGCUCUUCCCCGCUUCGCGCCUCAAGCACCUUGCGGCCUAGUGUCUGAGCCCCUGGCUGACGCUCUGCUGUACGAGCCUGUUCCCUUUCGCAGUGCGAUAGCGGACGGAUAUAACCACGUCCUUGUGUUGAGAAGUAGGCCCGACGGAAAACGCGUUGGGCGACUAGGAGGAAUCGAGGCGGCGGUUGAGAACCGCGUUGCGCGCCGAUUCUUCGCUGGCAAGCACAAGUUGCGGCAUGUGUAUGAGUACAUGAGGCAGAGGAAGCAUCGCAUUCGCUACAUGAAGGACAUGCUGAUGCUGAAUGAAGCGACCAACGAAAAAAGCAAGCUUCAGGUCGAGGCCUUCGAUGGAGUGGAGAAGCAGGGAUACGCUUUCGCUGUUGCUUUGGAUUCUUCCGCCGCUGAGAUUGCCCGUGUUUCAAUGACACGGAAGCGAAUUCUGGAGGGUGUGAGAGCUGGUUUCGCUCGCUUGUACGACGUAGCUAUUCCGGAUCCCCAGAAAAGAGGUCUGGGCUUUCAGGAGGCACUUAAGGUUUUUCCGUCGAACCUUCCUGGUGUGAUUGAGGCUAUCACUUCCUCGAAUUCAUCUGCCACUUCAUUUCCUUUGGUCCCACCAGUAUUCGACGACUCGACCGACAGUAUAGGCGAUCCUGCGGAACUCGCCGACUAUGUUACGCGAGCGGCAGCCAUUGAGCGGAGGCGACGGCAUAUCACAGCGCAAGAAGCCAACAGUGGAUACCCAGCAACCCACAUAUGUUGA